AUGAACCUGAGCAGCAUCGACGAGAAAUACGACAACGACGCGGAUGUUCACCGCACGAUCUACAUCGAUUUGGAUAAGGUGAUGACGGAGAGCUACGUGAGGCUGCUGCCUGCGCUGCUAAGCUGGCCGGAGAAGACGGCAGUGAAGUAUGUACGAUCGUCGCACACGACUACAAACAACGUAGGCCACGGCUUCAUAACGUUCCCCACGCACCAGAAGGCGUUGGAGGUGCUAGCAACCGUCAACAAGGUGUCCAUGCCUGGUACAUCGAGACCAUUCAAGGGCGACUGGGCUAUCAAUGCACCCCACCUAAUCUCAAAUCCUUUCACUCGCGUAUCGAACUCCUCCACUUCCCCAGACAGGCUACUCAACGAAUUCUCUGUCUUCGUCGGCGAUUUGUCUCCUGAUGCCACAGAACACGAUCUAAUGCGCGCGUUUCAGCACCCGCCCAACCUCUCAAACCCUUUUACUACAUGCACCAACGUUAAAAUUAUGACUGACAAUGCUACCGGAUCUUCAAGAUGUUUCGGCUUUGUUCGCUUUUCUAAUGAGGACGAAAUGGCGCGUGCCUUGGAUGAAAUGCAGGGAAUCCCCGUCGCUGGUCGUCCCAUCAGGCUAUCCACAGCGACUCCUAAGAUAAAAACCCAUCAGCAGCAGCAUACACAGCAACUCCAGCAAAAUUCCCACCUUCCACUACACCCCACUCCACACAUAUACCCAUUAAACGCAGAAAACUCAAUGAUAGCCCUCGAUGAGGAGGCUGAGAGACGCACACUGCACACACACAGACAACACACUGACCAACUCAACAAAAUCACAAACUUUAACUCUACUUCUUCGUCCUUGCCCUCGUCGACUGCAUCGCAUAUCGCUAAUGCAGCUGUAGCUAAUGCGUCGUCAGACCCACACAACACUACGGUAUUUGUCGGCGGAUUGUCCUCUCUCAUCAGUGAAGACACUCUCAGAGUCUUUUUCGCGCCAUUCGGAGCUAUCACCUAUGUCAAAAUACCCCCAGGCAAGGGGUGUGGGUUUGUGCAAUUCGUUCGGAAAGCUGAUGCUGAGCGCGCCAUUGAACGUAUGCAAGGUUUCCCUAUAGGUGGAGGACGUAUACGACUAUCAUGGGGACGAUCACAAUCCGACAAAGCUGCUCAAGCUGCUGCUCAAGCUGCGCAGCUUGGAUUAGGAAUUGGGGCUUUGGGGCAAAUGGCGAAUCUGACGCCAUCGCAAGCAAUGCAACUCUCAAAUGCCCUGCAGAACCUCGGUAAUGCCGGAGUGACCAAUACGAGCGUGCAUAAUGCUAUCAAACACCUCGCUGCAGCUACUUCAGGCAUGCGUGGUCAGGGUGAGAGCCCUUCGCAGUCGCCAGCAUCAACUCCCGCACCACCUUCAGCUUCCGGUCAGGUGGCGAACAACCACCCACACCCACAGCAAACACCUUCGCUGUACAAUCCCAACCUCGACGUCUUCCAGCCACAGGAGAACAAACAGCAGUUUCAGAGGCAACCCUCACCACUCGGUCAAGUUAAUUUCGCAGGCGGUGCGGGAGCAGGAUCAUCUGCAUCAGCGCCUUCAUCAGCUUCAGUAACUAAUUCAGCUCCUCCCCCAGCUAACCGUACCGACCCUAUCUUUUACAUGCCCUCUGAUAAAGCCAACUUUCCUGAUUUCUCAGUGAUGGAGCGCGAGAGAAGUUUGUUCAAGUCAUUCAUGAAACCCGAGUCUCCGGGUACACCAGCAUCGACAGCGUCGUACAAAUCACCAACAACUGCAGCAUCAUUUGAAGAUAACUUUACUACAUUGACAUCACCAAAUCCAACAAACCCUAUGCCUUCACCGCCACUCAAGGCUAUGCCUGCGAAUACCUUGGAGAGCUUUUUCAAAUCGAGAGAGCAUAAUAGGGAGCAGAACACGCAGCAAAAUAUUCAACAGCAACAUAUACACCAAAGCCAACAGCAACUCAAUCAACAACAACAACAACAACAACAACAACAGCAGCAGCAGCAUUAUCAGGCUUACUCGCAAGCGCAUAAGGAGCAACAGCAUAUCAAUUACGAUGGAUUCCUUGCAUCAGAGAUGGGUGGAAUGGGUAUAAGAGAUCAAUUUGAUCAUUUCGAUCAUUUCGAUCAACUCGGUCACCUCGGUAAUCUCAACAAGCAGUAUCACAAGCAGCAACGCACGACAUCACCAUUUUCUACAUCGUCUCAACACCCCACAUCAUCAGCGCAGCACAAUCGUGAUAUAAAGAAUAUAUGGAAUUGA
Messenger RNA from Wallemia ichthyophaga EXF-994, 2256 nucleotides. RefSeq names its product Negative growth regulatory protein NGR1. Gene Ontology annotation, biological process: mRNA splice site recognition. The record is from RefSeq and is a predicted model, not a curated record. The transcript has 3 exons. Gene Ontology annotation, molecular function: mRNA binding. Gene Ontology annotation, cellular component: cytosol. Lineage: Eukaryota; Fungi; Basidiomycota; Wallemiomycetes; Wallemiales; Wallemiaceae. The coding region runs from base 1 to 2256 and encodes 751 amino acids.